GGACUGUAUUUCUUACACUUAAAGUCGUUUUUUAUUUACAAUCACCUCUUGACUACUUGCAUUUUUAAGUAGGACAAACGUCAAGUUAACGUCACGUCACUUGUUUUAAAUCAAACUGACCGUCUGACCACAGUGUUCAAUUAAAGUUUAUUUCAUUUAGAUAUACUGCACAUCAGAUGUCUCAUGACCCAAUUGUGGGUCGCAAUUACACCCACGACGUAUAAUCAUGCGAUUACAGUGACUUGACUCAUUUGGUGAAGGCCCCAAAGCCGUUUAUUAGCAUCAGGAGUAAAUUACCAAGGAGGUCAGUAUAUUGAUCUCACAAAGGCCUUAAAUGAGUCAUUUUGUUUCUAAAAGUGGUGUUACAAUAUAGCCAUUGCCCCUCAAGUAAUGAUAUUGUGAGGUGCCUAGCCUGCUGUGUUUUUUGUUUGAAGUAAUAUACCAUGUCUCGACCCCGGGCCUGGCAGCAGCAAGCUCUAGCAGCUCAGCGACGCGACAACGAGCUCCGCCGCGCCGAGGAACUGCAGAAGGUGGCCAACUACUUUGAGAGCAACACUAACAGGUCUCGCCAUCAUGAGCAGUGGACUGCGGAGGGGUAUUAUGUCAAGGCUAAGAAGGAAGCGGAGCUGUUUAGCUCCAAGAAGCUUAGAGCUAUACAACUUGAAGAAAGAAGAAAAAAAUUGGAACUAAUGUUGUUUCAAGAAAACAUGCAGUUCCAACAAGAAAUGAAGGCUUUGGCUGCAAAACCCAAGCUUUAUAAAAACGGGUCAUACCUUAACGACGUGCCAACGUCGACCCUAAAGGAAAUCAACCAGGGCAUCAAGGAUAAAGAGGAGCAGUUGCGGAGGCACGAGGCCGAACUGCGACUGCAUCACGCGUGGCGUCUCCGGCAGCCGGAGUUACGGGCUGCUACGGCGUAUGUUGCCAAUGGGAGGCUUAAAUCUGCUUGGACACAACAAAUUGUAGAGAAAGAGAUAGCAAGAAAAAAGGAGGAGGAGGAAACUCUAAAGAUACUUCAGGAAAGGGACGAGGCGUUGCGUAAACAAAUAGAGAAAGAAGAAGAAAAGUUGAAAGAAAAAGAGAUGCAAAUGAGGGAGCUCCGCGGAAGCUUAGAAGGCCAAAUCGCCGAGCUAAGCGAGAAAGAGACAAUCGUCAAACGCCUACAAAAAGAAGAAGAGAGAGAACUCAUGAUACUCGACGAGCUCAAGUUCAUAUCGAGCGAGCGGGACAGAGAACACGCGCGGCUCGUGGCAGAGAGGGACGCCACUAUAGUGAAUAUGGGGCUGCAUAAGUAUAAGUUGAAGAAGAAGGUUAUAUCGGUGAUGCAGGAGAUUGAUUUGGAUUUGCAGAUGAUGGAGAAAUUGAAUAAAGCUGUUUUGAAAGAAAUAGAAUCCAGCGAAGAGACAAGAUCAAGCUACAAGCGCGUUUUAGACGCUGCUCUUCUAGAGUUACACGAAUAUCGCGAACGAGAGCGACAGAGACAGAAGAACAUCGACACCAUGUAUGACGGAGAGGCGAGGCAGCUCAGCGAGAAACAAGACAAGCUCUGGGCUAAAGAACGAGAAGCUCGCGCUCUGCUCAUGGAGGAUGUCCUCACUACCCUGAGAAGACAGGUGGAAGAUAAGGUGGAAGCCAGCAGGAUGCAGCAACGAGCCAACGUGAAGGAGAGAGAACAGAUCCUCGAGCAGAUGGAGACCUUCCAUCACGAGGUCAAGACCAGGGAGAGAGACACUCAGCUAAAGAACGCAGCCUACUCAACGAUAUCAGCUCUCCAAUCUCAACUCAAAGGUCUAAGUGUGCAGAAACAGAAAUUAGAAGAAGCAGCCGAGAAGGAGGCAGAACUACGCGAAGCCAGCGCCAACGAGAGGAAACUCAGGACUGAGAUCGCUAGGAUUAACAGGGACAGGACUGAACAGGCCUGGGCGUAAGGUAGAUAAAUCAAUUUAAACUAGUGUAGUAGCUCUGUGAGCUGUAGAUCUCGCUUCGCCAUUUUGAAAAAUAUCCAAACACUGAAGAAAAAUAUACAUAUCGAACCUGCUCACAAAAUUUCACGACAAUCUGUUAAGGGAUUAGAGCUGUACCUACAGAAGAAUAGCCGGACCAAGCCAUCGCUUUUUUCUAUAAGACCAUCUGUUAUUUAUCUCUACUUGUGUUACUGCUUUCUGUCUUUAUUAUUUUUAUUCUAAAGAAAUGAGCAAUAAUGUAUUCAAGUAUUUCAUUGCACUCAUGUUGUUAUACAGAUGAUAAUGUUUACAAUAGGAGGAGGGAAUGAGUAUUGUAUUGUUGAGCUAUCUUGAAGCAGUGUUCGUUCCGUCAAUUUUGUUCAGCGCUUAGAUCUUAGGUCAAUGUAACUUCUAUUCAAUAGUCGUCGUCGUAUUCAAUCCUCAGUCGUCUUGUUUAUUUGUCCACGAUAAAACUUUUUAUUGCUGAAACAAUAGUCUCAAGUGGCCGUCAAAAUAUCGUUGCGGAGAAAGUGGCCGAAAUAUGUUAACACACAAUAAUGUAUUGUCAUCUAAGAUAUAUCGAAAUAAAACCGAUUGGGAAUGAGUGGUGUGACUGAUACAUAUUGCAAUAUGCAAUGAUACAUCAUACGUCGACCCAGAGAGUUUUGGAGGGUUGAAAUAAGUGAUGAAACUAAAAACUUUAUACUAGCUUGUAAAAAUGUUUUGAAGAAGAAAUUGCAUCUGUAUCUAUAUACACGGUUCUAUAAUCUCACGUAAUUAUUGCUAUUAAAUAUUUUAUUUCGAUAUCGAUAAAAAAGAUUUCUAACACUAGCUAGAUUGCGAUAGUUUUUAAAAUUCCGGGCUCUGCUCAUAAGUGUGGUAUUUUAUUGUGUGUGGUGUGUACGAGUGUGUGCGCGACUGUAUUAAAAUGUGCCUUAGUAUUGUAUUUCAUUUAAUAAACAAGAUUUGUGUUGCCUUAGUGUUUGUGUCUUUUAAGCCGCCAUGAGUGCAAUUUUCAUACAAUAUAAGUUGCAGCUUUUUUGAUCCGCGUUCAUAAACACUUAAUUUGAAAUGAGAAACGAGAGACUUAAUGAGAAACGUUGAAGGUUCUUGAGGGUGUGGGCCGUUGUUUCACUUCAAUUUUAUGUUUCAAGGUUUUAUCAUUUGUACAAUUGCCGACAUAUUUUUAAACAAAGAAGUCUCAAAUAGUUGAGUAUGUAUGUACGGUCGAGUUCCCAAAUCUUUACUAACCAACAUUCCAAAAAUAUAUUUACACGACCUUAUUGUCAGUGUCAUAGAGGCGUUUAUAGUACAUUACGAUACAAGUGCGAAUUACCUAUUCGCACAUGUAUCGUACAACGUUUUACAGUACAUAUGGCCCUUUAAAUGUUCGACACAGUAACAUAAUAUGCUACUCCUCGCACUAGUGCUAUAAGGUAGCCCCAUAUGUACUGUAAAAUAUAUUUUCUCAAACUUGCAAUGAAAUGUUGACAUGACUUCAAAUUAGAUCCGGAAGUACUACGUAUCCGGUGCGAUGAGUGAAGAUGAUAUGUAAAGGAAUUUCAUACAGCCUUACACACAAGCAACCUUGUUCGGUUGCUUGUUUGCUUGCUUGGUUGUGCAAAUUGUGACAACGUCUUGGCAUUCAACCAUCAAAUAGUUGGUCGUAAUUUGUUUUUAGUUUCACUAUUUUUUUAAAUUGCAAGUUUGAGAAAAGCGUUAUAAAAAUCUCGGCGAGAAACGGGGUUGCCGGCCGCGUAUCCGGUCUGUAUCUACUUGGCCUGCAACCCUUCGUUUUCCGGCCUCUAUAAUAAUUUUGGAAUGCUGGCUUGUAAAGAUGUCUGUGAACUUGACUGUUAUUAAGUAUAUUACUCUAUUGUCAAGGCAUUUAGGUGCAAGUCUAGUUACUUAUGAACAGCCUGUUUAGUUACAUAUUGACUAUUUUUUUACAAGUAAGAGUAAAAUAUAUAGGUUUUAUUUUUGUAAUUUAUAUUAAUACUCGUAUCAUAUUCCUGUGAUAAAUUAUUUUGGACUCGCAAAAUAAUGAAAUAAAACAAAUUGGGUAAUGUAAUAAAAAAUAUAUAAAUACGACCGCGGUCAACGCCCCACUUUGUCGCUUGCCAUAAGGACGCCUUGUCAGGUUAUUCGUAUAAAGAUACAAGCAAAUCGCGUCCUUAUGACAAGCGACAAAUUGGGAAGUUAUGCCGACCGCGUAUUUGUGUAACCAGUGUAUUUGUCAAUAACUUUUGUGUGAUACAUAAAAAUGUUUUCAUAAA
Messenger RNA from Cydia pomonella (codling moth), 4219 nucleotides. Its product is annotated as cilia- and flagella-associated protein 53-like. The record is from RefSeq and is a predicted model, not a curated record. Gene Ontology annotation, biological process: apoptotic process. The transcript is spliced from 9 exons. Gene Ontology annotation, cellular component: keratin filament. Lineage: Eukaryota; Metazoa; Arthropoda; Insecta; Lepidoptera; Tortricidae. The coding region runs from base 444 to 1928 and encodes 494 amino acids.